This is a messenger RNA of Amorphotheca resinae ATCC 22711, 741 nucleotides long. RefSeq lists its product as hypothetical. The transcript has a single exon. The record is from RefSeq and is a predicted model, not a curated record. The coding region runs from base 39 to 545 and encodes 168 amino acids. Lineage: Eukaryota; Fungi; Ascomycota; Leotiomycetes; Helotiales; Amorphothecaceae.
GCUCCAUCACAACCAUUGAUCCCUGCGCUGACCUCAGAAUGGCUGCACCCAACAUCGCUGGCUCCAGAACUCCCCCACGUAGCUUCGAUCCACCAAGCCAAGGGCAUCUCACUUGCAGCUGCAUUGGGUCCGCAAACCACGCCCGAUCGAUCAACAACCGCGAAACGUCAUCUCUCACCAUCCAAUCCAGCACAAAAAGCUAUCUAUCCCCCCGCCAACCCAUCCCUCUCACCACACCCUCACGUCAGAAUCCCCCCCUAUCCUACGAACUCAAAACAGGAGACAAAAUUGAUCGCCAGUGCCCCGGCAAAGAACCAACCGAUGCAGAAGAAGCACGAGAGAAUGAUGAAAAUGGCAGUAUCCCGAAGCGCCUCAUGCGCCGCUGCGAGAUGGGCAGGAAGAAAGGUUACUAUGAACUGAACCCCGAGAGAGCAACGGAUCACCUCUAUGAUAUCAAGGUUGACUCGGCUGUCGGGAAAGAAGUCGCGGACAAGCAGUUCGGGCCGUUGAUGGCGCGCAUUCAUAAGACUGUGGAUCCGAAGUAGGAUAUGGUGAAGCGUAGGGAGAAUUCGGCGGCGCGCAUCUGCGCUAUUCGACGUGGGGUUUUCGUAAUUUGGACUUGGAAGCACGAAAAGCAUCCCCAAAGCAAGCCUUGACUGGCGUUAUGGGAUGGGUGUUUAUACGUAAAAGGGGAAGGAGAGGGGAGUUAGGCACAGGGCCGCUGGCAAGAAAGAUAGACGC